CGACUGUUUGUACCAUCCUUGUCUGGCCACCUGGACACCAAGUCAGCCAGCUCCGACAUGAGCGUGCACGAUUUCACAGAUGACUACUACAAUCUUGGGUCAUUCCGUCGACCCGUGAGUACCACCAGCGAAGAAGCUCAGACCUGGUUCGACCACGGCCUCGUCUGGAGCUAUGGCUUCAAUCACGAAGAGUCAGCAGACUGUUUCAAGAAGGCCAUAUCAAUCGACCCCGACUGCGCCAUGGCAUACUGGGGCCUCGCAUAUGCCCUAGGUCCAAAUUACAACAAACCAUGGGAAUUCUUUGACGCCGAAGAACUAGAAUCGAUCGUCUCGAAGACUCAUUCGGCUGUCGAACAGGCUCGAUGCAAAGCUGAAUCUGCGACUCCAGUGGAACAAGCAUUGAUUUCUGCCCUCGAAUACAGAUAUCCUCAAAGCACUCCCACAAGCGACUGUUCAAUAUGGAACGUACCCUACGCUGAUGCCAUGGGCUCAGUGUACACCCGCUUCCCAGAGGAUCUGGACGUGGCAACUCUCUACGCCGACGCACUAAUGAACCUCACGCCUUGGGCAUUGUGGGACCUAUCCACAGGACAACCCGCGCCAGGCGCGAGGACCCUCGAAGUCAAAUCCAUCCUUGACAAAGCCCUCGCGCAACCAGGCGGUCUUGCCCAUCCCGGCCUUCUCCAUCUGUACAUCCAUCUGAUGGAAAUGUCCUCCACUCCCGAGAUCGCCAUGCCCAUCGCAGACCAUCUGCGCGGUUUGGUCCCGGAUGCAGGACACCUCAACCACAUGCCCACCCACCUGGACAUCUUGUGCGGUGACUACCGCCGCGCCAUAGCUUCCAACAUGGACGCCAUCCGCGCGGACGAACGAUUUCUCGCGAAAGCAGGACCCUUGAAGUUCUAUACACUCUAUCGAUCGCACGACUAUCAUUUCCGUUUGUAUGCAGCGAUGUUCGCGGGCCAGUCUGAAGUCGCGCUCGAAACGGCGGGAUGGAUAGAGUCGAGUAUACCUCAGGACCUGCUGCGCGUCAAGUCCCCGCCGAUGGCAGACUGGCUUGAAGCGUUUCUCGGCAUGCGUGUGCACGUGUACAUCCGCUUUGGCCUGUGGAAGGAGAUUCUGGCUCUGGAAUUACCUGAGGAUCAGGAAUUAUACUGUGUGACAACAGCGCUGAUACACUAUGCCAAAGGCGUGGCACUCGCUGCCACAGGGAAAGUUGACGGAGCAGACACUCAGCGUGGCGUGUUCCGCGAGGCUGUCGCUCGAGUUGCGAAUACCAGGACACUGUUCAACAACUCAUGUCUUGAUAUUCUGGCCAUCGCAGCCGCAAUGCUCGAUGGAGAGCUUGAGUAUCGUCGCCGGAACUUUGACGCUGCAUUCGAGAACUUGAGACAGGCGAUCACCCUCGAAGAUGCACUACCCUACGACGAGCCGUGGGGCUGGAUGCAGCCUUCACGACAUGCUUAUGGCGCACUGUUGCUCGAGCAGGGGCGAUUGGACGAGGCCGCAGCAGUGUACAGUGCUGAUCUAGGUAUGGACGAUACACUGCCGAGGGCCCUGCGGCAUCCGAAUAACGUUUGGUCACUGCAUGGGUAUCACGAGUGUCUUGUCAAACUUGGUCGGACGGCGGAAGCGCGCAUCGUUAAACCUCAGUUGGAUUUUGCGGUGGCCAUGGCGGAUGUGCCGAUCAAGUCCUCGUGCUUUUGCCGGCUGGACAAGGUUUGAAUCGACGGAGUAUACAAAAGCCCUCGCCUACGUUCGCGGUGAUGAGACGGCUGUCAUUCAUCGAUCUAAAGUGCACUCAUCUCGAAAAGGGCAUUUAUUCGACACUCUAGCCAGUAUGGGAUUC
This is a messenger RNA of Exophiala viscosa, 1849 nucleotides long. RefSeq lists its product as uncharacterized. The coding region runs from base 58 to 1725 and encodes 555 amino acids. The transcript has a single exon. Gene Ontology annotation, molecular function: protein binding. NCBI's taxonomy places the organism in Eukaryota, Fungi, Ascomycota, Eurotiomycetes, Chaetothyriales, Herpotrichiellaceae. The record is from RefSeq and is a predicted model, not a curated record.